This is a messenger RNA of Leguminivora glycinivorella, 13164 nucleotides long. It is a transcript of the gene rg, whose product is annotated as neurobeachin-like. Gene Ontology annotation, cellular component: membrane; cytosol. Gene Ontology annotation, molecular function: protein kinase binding. NCBI's taxonomy places the organism in Eukaryota, Metazoa, Arthropoda, Insecta, Lepidoptera, Tortricidae. The record is from RefSeq and is a predicted model, not a curated record. Gene Ontology annotation, biological process: intracellular protein localization.
GGUCGGCGGCGAGUUCGACAUGGAGCUCAACUUCGUCAUCCAGGACGCGCAGAACAUCCAGCAUAUGCUGGAAUUGCUGGACCACUGCCCGCCCAGCUUGCAGGCGGAGAUCUGGUCGGUGUUCAUCGCGAUCCUGCGCAAGAGCGUGCGCAACCUGCAAGCCUGCACCGACGUAGGACUCAUCCACCAUGUUCUGCAGCGGCUACCGCGCGCCGAGACCGUUGUCGCAGAUCUCCUGAUCGAGAUGCUGGGCGUGCUGGCCAGCUACAGCGUCACAGUCAAGGAGCUGAAGCAGCUGUUCAGCGCCAUGAAGGCCGUCAACGGGAAAUGGCCGCGGCACUCGGCGAAGCUUCUGAACGUGCUCCGGCAGAUGCCGCACCGGAACGGCCCGGACGUCUUCUUCAGUUUCCCCGGACGGAAAGGCUCGGCCGUGGUCCUGCCUCCGCUGGCGCGGUGGCCGCACGAGAACGGGUUCACGUUCACCACGUGGUUCCGGCUGGACCCCAUCAACUCGGUCAACAUUGAGCGCGAGAAGCCCUACCUUUACUGCUUCAAGACGAGUAAAGGCGUGGGGUACACGGCGCACUUCGUCGGCAACUGCCUCGUGCUGACCUCCAUGAAGGUGCGGGGGAAGGGGUUCCAGCACUGUGUCAAAUACGAGUUCCAGCCCAGGAGAUGGUACGCGAUCGCAGUGGUGUACAUCUACAACCGGUGGACGAAGAGCGAGAUCAAGUGCCUCGUCAACGGCCAGCUCGCCUCCAGCACGGAGAUGGCCUGGUUCGUCUCCACCAACGAUCCCUUCGACAAAUGCUACAUCGGAGCGACAGCCGAGCUGGAUGAGGAGCGAGUGUUCUGCGGACAAAUGGCCGCCAUCUACCUGUUCGGCGAGGCGCUCACCACGCACCAGAUCUGCGCCAUGCACCGGCUGGGUCCAGGGUAUAAGAGUCAAUUCCGUUUCGACAACGAAUGUAACAUCAGCCUACCGGAGAACCACAAAAGGGUGAGCGAACAGGCCGCUCUCCUGCUUGCGAAUGCAGAAGUCCCCCCACCCGAACCCGAAAGCCCCCCUCCAGACCCUCCUGAACCCGAACCCCAAGACCCCGCUUCGCUGGAAGAUACUAAGGCGGCAGAGAACGAAGAAGCAUGCGUAGUUGUUAAAGAAGACUCGACGCCUCGAGGGAGGAAGAUGGCGGACGAGGCGCGCGAAGUGGCCGCCGCGCAUGCGUCGCUGCUCGUAGAUAUUGAAGCAUGCAAGCGUGGCCAGUUCCGCUUCGACUCCGAGUGCCCGAGUCAGCUGCCCACCAGCGACGUCCGUGUCGACCGCUACGGGGACCUAGUUCAUGAUCCCACGCAAAACAUUCAUGACGUUCUCUACGACGGAAAGUUGUCUUCGGCGAUAGUGUUCAUGUAUAACCCGGUGGCAACCGACGGGCAACUAUGUCUGCAGUCGGCUCCUAAAGGCAACGUGUCUUAUUUCGUCCACACGCCACAUGCUUUGAUGCUGCAGGAAGUGAAAGCUGUGGUAACACACUCGAUACACAGCGCCCUGAACUCCAUCGGAGGUGUGCAAGUUCUGUUCCCGCUGUUCGCCCAGCUGGACUUGCCUCAUGAUGCUCCAGCCACGGAUCCGAAGCGCGACCCUAUGCUAUGCUCGAAGCUCCUCGGCUUCGUGUGCUCCCUGGUGGAGUCGUGCGCGACGGUGCAGCAGCACAUGCUCCAGUGCCGCGGGUUCCUGGUCAUCUCCCACAUGCUGCAGCGGUGCAGCCGCGACCACCUCACGCCGGAGACACUGGCAUCUUUCCUGCAUCUGACGAAGCAUCUUGUCACUUGCUGCUCUCCUAAUUCGGAUCUGCUCUUGAAACAGUUGCUGGACCACGUGCUGUUUAACCCUGCGCUGUGGGUGCACACACCGGCGGCGGUGCAGGCGAGGCUGUACUGCUACCUGGCCACGGACUUCCUUGCUGACGCUCACAUCUACGGCAGCGUGCGGCGCGUCAGCACGGUGCUGCAGACCGUACACACGCUCAAGUUCUACUACUGGGUGGUUAAUCCGAGGGCGAAGAGCGGCAUCACGCCCAAAGGAUUAGACGGUCCCCGGCCAGCACAUAAAGACAUCCUCACGAUCCGGGCAUACAUCCUACUGUUCCUGAAGCAACUCAUCAUGAUCGGAAACGGUGUGAAAGAGGACGAACUACAGUCUAUCUUGAACUACCUUACUACCAUGCAUGAGGAUGAAAAUCUACACGAUGUUCUGCAGAUGCUAAUUUCGCUGAUGUCUGAACAUCCCAGCUCCAUGGUGCCCGCUUUCGACGCAAAAGGCGGAGUGCGGACUAUCUUCAAGCUGUUGUCGUCAGAGAGUCAAUUAAUCAGGCUGCAGGCCCUCAAACUACUCGGCUUCUUUCUCAGCAGAAGCACACACAAACGAAAAUACGACGUAAUGUCGCCACACAACCUGUACACGCUUCUCGCUACGCGGCUCGCCGGCGGCGGCUCGGGCGGUGAGGCGCUAGCCUUACCUGCGUACAACGCCCUCUAUGAACUGCUGACGGAACAUGUUGGUCAGCAAAUUCUGUACACGAGUCAUCCGGAGCCACAGCCGCAUUUUAGACUCGAGAAUCCUAUGAUCCUAAAAGUGGUCGCCACUCUCAUCCGCCAGUCCAAGCAGACGGAACAGCUGCUCGAAGUGAAGACUUUCCUCUCCGACAUGACGCUACUCUGCAGCAACAACCGGGAGAACCGCAGAACCGUCCUUCAGAUGUCCGUCUGGCAAGAAUGGCUAAUAGCCUUAGCGUAUAUCCACCCUAAGAACGCGGAGGAACAGAAGAUAUCCGACAUGGUGUACAGUCUGUUCAGGAUGCUGCUGCACCACGCCAUCAAACACGAGUAUGGCGGGUGGAGGGUCUGGGUGGACACGCUGGCUAUCGUGCAUUCUAAGGUGUCAUACGAAGAGUUCAAACUCCAGUUCGCCCAGAUGUACGAGCACUACGAGCAGCGGCGAGCUGACAACAUCACGGACCCGGCGGAGCGGCAACAGCGCCCCAUCUCCACCAUCUCGGGCUGGGACCGGCCCGGCGCCGCGCCGGAGCCCGUCCACCGGAGCCACCACGCCGCGCAGACGGAGAUCGGCAAAGGCCUCUCCUUGAGAGAAGUCGAGGCCUGCAGUUGUACCGACAGAGAAGAUACUAGUGAUAAAGAAGAUACGCGGACUACAGAACCUGUGUAUAGUGAAGUGUGUAAAGCCCAUAGUCCUAUUAAAAAUACCGAAGUGCCCUGCGUCGACGGUUGUGAUAGUGUUAAAUGUACAGAUAGUGAGCACGCUGUGGACGAGGAAGGCCGACACGGCGAGGCCGGUCCCGAGAAUGAGCCGGUGCAGUCUAUUAUUAAUGAAAAUAUUCUUCUAGAGAGUUCGGAAUCCGGUCUGGGAACGAUAGAAGCCGAUUCGGAGAAAACUGACAAACCCCUGUCCAGACAGGGCAGCUUAGAUUACAUUCCGGUGAGAGACGUAGGCGAAAAUGUACUUAAAGAUGAUAACACGGAUAAAAGCGAAGGUAUUCCUUCCAGUUUAUCGGUGAGCGAGACGGCGAGCCCGGAACGCGUCGCCGAUCACUUAAAUUUAAACGAGAGAGAAUCUGAACUAUCAGAUCCGUCCGAAUUGUACUUAACUCCCAGUGAAGCGACUAGCCCUAAGAAAACACAAGAUAAGACUGACUCGAUCAUUCCUGAUGAUAUUGACAGUGAUGAUCCUAAACACAUCGCGAUAAACAUUGUUAACGACGUACUGUCGAUAGCGCUCGAAACUGUGAGGUUAAAAGCUGACGAUGACACUGACUCUGGAGCCAUUUCGGGAGGAUUGCAUUCAGAAGGCAAUACUCCGAAUGGCCGAGAAGAUUUUGAACAAGAGAUCGAAGAAAUUAUUGACGAAAAGCGGACAGCUGAAAUGAUCGCUAAUGAAGUUAUCACAGAUAUCCUAUCUUCUGUUGUGACGAGAAGUGAACAGAAACAGAGUGAACUAGUCGAAGAAGAAGAUAAUAGCCACCAUAGAGUGAUACCUUCUGAUCAUCCACACGAAGGAAACGUUCUGCCUUUAGACGGUGAAUUCUUAGUCGACUCUCCACGAAAGGAACCAGUUGAAAGAAUAGAAACAGAAGAAGUAGACGAAGUCACAAAAGAAAAUGCGAAAAACGAAAGCCAAAGAAUGGAAACCAACGAACCAGAGGAGCAUAAGACUCCGGAAAUCCCACCAAUUUCGACGAUUAGUGAAAACAUUUCCCUUGUAAAUAAGAAGGAACAAGAAAGUGAAGAGGAGAGAAAUCGUGAAGCGAACGAAAGGGACAAGAGACGAGUGAGCUUACCGGGUGAUAGUGAGAUGAAGCAGGAUAGCAAUAAGAGCGAUGGUGUGUCCUCGCAAGGAACGAACACGUCAACGUCGCCGAAGAGGCCAAGAAGUGCAUCUACGAGCACUCAAGUAGAUUCCAAUCACUUUGAAACCAAGCGGCCAUCAAAGUGUUCCCGGCCAAUGUUCUCACCAGGACCGACGCGACCGCCCUUCCGUAUACCGGAGUUCCGCUGGUCCUACAUCCACCAGAGGCUGCUUUCUGAUGUCCUGUUCUCUUUGGAGACCGAUAUCCAGGUUUGGCGCAGCCACUCAACCAAAUCAGUGAUCGACUUUGUGAACAGCAGUGAGAACGCCAUCUUUGUGGUCAACACCGUCCAUUUGAUCAGCCAGUUGGCAGACAACCUCAUCAUUGCUUGUGGAGGCCUACUACCUCUGCUGGCAUCCGCUACUUCUCCUAACAAUGAACUCGACGUGAUUGAACCCACACAAGGCAUGCCGGUAGAAGUGGCAGUGACCUUCCUACAGCGACUAGUCAGCAUGGCUGAUGUCCUCAUCUUCGCCAGCGCUCUCAACUUCGCCGAACUAGAAGCCGAAAAGAACAUGUCCAGCGGGGGAAUCCUCCGCCAGUGCCUUAGACUGGUGUGCACGUGUGCGGUGCGCAAUUGUCUCGAGUGCAAGGAGCGGCAGCGGUACGCGGCCGCUCGCGCCGCGCGGCAAGGCGACUCUUCGCCCAAGAGCGUGGUCGCAAGCCUGGCUGAUACUUCGAGCCCAGUCAAGGACCCAGAAAGGCUACUUCAAGAUAUGGACGUGAAUCGAUUACGGGCUGUCAUCUAUAGAGAUGUGGAGGAGACGAAACAAGCACAGUUCCUCUCGCUAGCCAUCGUGUAUUUCAUCUCCGUGCUAAUGGUGUCGAAGUACCGCGACAUCCUCGAGCCGCCCGCGCACGCGGCGCAAGAGUGCGCGCGCAGGCCGCACCACGGACACGAUCACGAACACAAUGGGGACGACGUGGAGUACGCCAUGAUAGUUGUCGACGAGAACAACUCCACCAUGAACGAGCUAGACUCUCCCUCUAUGAAGGAGACUGAAGAAUCAGAUGGCGUCGCGAAACUUGAGACGAGUACGGACGAAGUGAAACCUCACGGAGAGAAGCCGGCCCCUGACGCAACCCCUGGGGCAGCUCCUGGGGCCUCGCAGUCUCCAAGCUCUGAGAAGGAGGAACCGCUCUUUAAGUCCAGCCUUCGGGUGAAGCAACCUAAGAUAAAGAGCGUGGAUUCUAUCGAAGACGCCGGAUCUUUCCAUCUCAACUCGACAGAGACGACAAACAACGACCCCGAGUCUUCCAGCGAGAUCGCUUUGGAUGACAAUAAACAUCCAGUCAGCAACGACGAAUCGUGGACAGAUGUGAACCUCAACGAGGACGGAGAGAGAGGGCCUGCCACCAUCACUGGCAGGACGAGAGACCAUGAAGGCAAUAUACAUGAAGACAUUGAGAAAUCCCUUCACGCACGCAACAACGAGCACCAUCAUUUGCAGAGGCAUCAGAACAGGAGUCUGCAGGUUGCACAGAGGCAUCUACAUCCGGACAAUGAGACGUUAGCGGGUCUAAACGCCAUAAACGCCACGAUGUCAGCUGACGGCGUAUCGAGAGAAGCAUCUCUCACCCACAAAUUAGAAACCGCCUUAGGACCUGUCUGUCCUCUACUAAGAGAAAUCAUGUUGGACUUCGCGCCUUUCCUAUCGAAGACCCUGGUUGGAAGCCACGGACAGGAACUGCUAAUGGAGGGUAAAGGUCUUCAAACCUUCAAAUCGAGCACAUCAGUGGUGGAACUGGUGAUGCUCCUCUGCUCCCAAGAAUGGCAGAACUCCCUCCAGAAGCACGCCGGCCUUGCGUUUAUAGAGCUGAUCAACGAGGGGAGGUUGCUGUCGCAUGCGAUGAGGGACCAUAUCGUGAGGGUCGCGAAUGAGGCCGAGUUUAUACUGAACAGGAUGAGGGCUGAUGAUGUGCUGAAGCACGCUGAUUUUGAGUCACUAUGCGCCCGGACGAGCAGCGAGCGAGCGGACGAAGAGCGGACUUGCGAGCGAUUGAUAGCCGCCGCCCGGCGCCGCGACCACGCCGCCGCCGCGCGCCUGCUCGACAAACUGCGACACUCACCCGGCGCCGGCAGUGCUGCGGCCGGAAGCACAACACAAUUCUGGAAACUAGAUUCUUGGGAAGAUGACGCUAGACGCAGAAGACGGCUAGUGCCCGACCCGCGCGGGCAACGCCACGCAGCCGCAGCGUUGUCGCGCUCGCCCACCGCGCCGCCGCCUAGCGACGCCAUAUUACAGGCAACGGAGGAGCUGCACGCCCGCAUCGCCGCGGGGGGCGCGGGGCGCGGCGCACAACUGCCAACGCUGGCGGCCGCCGAACUCCUCGAUGAUGCUGAGCUCCUGGUGGAUGACAGGGAAAUCGAUGCCGAUCUUACCGGCCCCGUGAACAUAAGCACGAAGGCGCGGCUAGUGGCUCCAGGGUUGGUCGCUCCGGGCACCGUGUCUUUGACGUCGACGGAGCUGUACUUCGAGGUCGAUGAGGAGGAUCCGGAGUAUAAGAAAAUUGACCCUGAGGUCCUGAAAUACUGCGAGCACCUGCACGGGAAAUGGUACUUCAGCGAGAUCCGCGCCAUCUUCUCGCGCCGAUACCUGCUGCAGAACGUGGCCAUCGAGAUGUUCCUCGCCAGCAGAACAUCAAUAUUCUUCGCAUUCCCCGACCAGGCGACGGUGAAGAAGGUCAUCAAGGCCCUUCCCCGCGUUGGAGUCGGCAUCAAAUACGGCAUCCCGCAGACCAGACGCGCCUCGAUGAUGUCGCCGCGACAACUCAUGCGCAACUCGAACAUGACGCAGAAGUGGCAGCGGCGCGAGAUCUCCAACUUCGAGUACCUCAUGUUCCUCAACACCAUCGCCGGUCGAACAUACAACGAUUUGAACCAGUACCCCGUGUUCCCGUGGGUCCUGACCAACUACGAGAGUGAGGAGCUGGACCUGAGCCAGCCCUCCAAUUACAGGGACUUGUCUAAGCCAAUCGGCGCUUUGAAUCCGAGUCGGCGCGCAUAUUUCGAAGAGCGCUACAACACAUGGGAGCAUGAAUCGACGCCGCCGUUUCACUACGGGACGCAUUACUCCACCGCCGCGUUCGUGCUCAACUGGCUCGUGCGAAUCGAGCCGAUGACGACGAUGUUCCUGGCGCUGCAGGGAGGCAAGUUCGACCACCCGAACCGGCUGUUCUCCUCCAUCGCCAUGUCCUGGAAGAACUGCCAAAGGGACACCUCCGACGUCAAGGAGCUGAUCCCAGAGCUAUUCUUCCUGCCCGAGAUGCUGGUGAACAGCGCUGGCUACCGUCUCGGGCUGCCCGACUCACCGUCCGGUGACGUCAUCCUGCCACCCUGGGCGUCUUCGGCCGAGGAAUUCGUGAGGAUCAACCGCAUGGCACUCGAGUCCGAGUUCGUGUCGUGUCAGCUGCAUCAGUGGAUCGACCUCAUCUUUGGAUACAAGCAGAGAGGACCCGAAGCCGUCCGUGCUACAAACGUGUUCUACUACCUAACGUACGAGGGCGGCGUGCGCCUCGACCAGAUCACGGAGCCCGUCACCCGCGCCGCCGUCGAAGACCAGAUCCGCAGCUUCGGACAAACGCCAGCACAACUCCUCAGCGAGCCUCACCCACCGAGGGCUUCUACUAUGCAUCUAGCUCCACUGAUGUUCGCGGCAGCGCCGGAUGAUGUGUGCCUAAGACUCAAGCUGCCGUCAAACGCAGCCGUCGUUCAUGUGUCUGCUAACACUUAUCCGCAACUUGCGAUGCCUGCUGCUGUUACGGUGAGCGCGGCGCGAGCGUUCGCAGCGCACCGCUGGGUGGGCGGCGGCUGCGCGCACGUGGGCGCGCGCCACGCCGCCGACCACGCCGCGCCGCCCGCCGCGCCUCUCGUCAUGGACCCCGUCUGGGCGAACGGCGGCGCCGCAGCGUUAGCCCGACGUCAGCUCGGCGACAACUUCUCGCAACGCGUACGCGCGAGGACCAACUGCUUCGUUACCACGGUGGAUUCUCGGUUCCUCAUAGCUGCUGGCUUCUGGGACAACUCCUUCCGCGUCUUCUCUACGGAGACAGCCAAGAUCGUCCAGAUAAUCUUCGGGCACUACGGCGUAGUGACGUGCGUGUGUCGCUCGGAGUGCAACAUCACGUCCGACUGCUACAUCGCGUCCGGGUCGGAAGACUGCACCGUGCUACUUUGGCAUUGGUCCGCGCGGCACGGCGGCAUCGUCGGCGAGGGCGAGACGCCGGCGCCGCGAGUGACGCUCACGGGCCACGACGCCCCCAUCAACGGAGUUCUGGUGUCUGCUGAGCUGGGCUUGGUUAUUUCUUCUUCAGUCAAUGGCCCCGUCCUAAUCCACACGACGUUUGGUGAGCUUCUCCGCGCGUUACCGGCCGCGGAAGGCGUGUCAGCGCCGCGGCAACUAGCGCUGUCGCGUGAAGGCGUAGUGGUGGUGGCGUACGCGCGAGGACACCUGGCUGCUUACACGCUCAACGGCCGCCGGCAUAGGCACGAGACGCAUAACGACAACUUCCAGUGCUUGCUACUGUCUCGCUGCGGUGAAUACCUCGUGUGUGGAGGCGACGCGGGCGUGGUGGAGGUGUGGCGCGCCUUCACGCUGGCGCCGCUGUACGCCUUCCCGCCCGCCGGCGCGCCCGUCUGCUCGCUCGCGCUCUCGCACGACCAGAAAUUCCUGCUCGCGGGCCUAGAGAAUGGCUCCCUCGUCGUGUUCCACAUCGACUUCAACCGCUGGCACCACGAGUACCAGCAGCGCUACUGACUGCACUAACCGACCGCAGUACAACUGCAACCCGACUGCAGUGUGUAAUUAAUUCAAUUACCUAAAUCUCUAGUUAAUAUUACGAAUGAAUUUAGUAUCGCGUUAGUUGUUUUGUUUGUCGCUUGCGGCGAUACAACGCGAUAAAGGGAAGUUUACCUCGAUAGUACCACUUUUAGUGUAUUAUCUUAAAGCCACCUCAGACGGGAUGACGAAAUUGGCAACAAGAUGAUGAAAUUGGCGUCAAUAUUUUUGCGUCUAAAAUAAUUCGUGGUAUGAUACAAAUCGUAAAUAUAUAUCUGCGAAAAAUUGUCCCGUCUGGACUGGCGUUUAAAAGGAUUUUAAAUACCUUUUUUAUUUUAAAAUCAUUCGUAUUUUUGACACAUGUGUGUACUAGAGGUAUAAAGUGACACACUAUUUACAGAAAGCGGUGUAUUUUAUUCGCAACGAUAUAAUCGCCCUGGAAUCAAAUGGCUUAACAUGAAUUAGGUAUUGGGCUUUCGUGUAAAUAGUGUUAGAAGUAAUAUAAGGCAAUGUUGAGGCCACUGGUUGUAAACUAUUUGAUAUUUGAUGUCCGUAGCCAAAAGCUACAUUAACAUUUACAUUCCAUUUUCAAAGUAUUAUUUUUAUUUGACUUUUUUUGUGAGUAGAUUAAGUUUACAAUAUUAUUUAAUAUUUACAACAUUUUAUUGAAGAUUAUUUAGUAGUGCCAUAGGAUAAUGUUUUAAUAUUUGACUUAAAGUAUUAUAUGUACUUAUGUAAACGUACGAUCUCCAGCGAUUGGCGUCCAUUUUAUUGUUUGACAUAAUAGUUGUUAAUAUGAUGUACUUAAUUUAUUUAUUUUGGUGCAAUAUUUAUGAUUUUUUCAGAGUAUUCCUGUUUGUAUUAAUAAAUUGUAUUGGUAUGAUUUCAGUAUUGGUCUAUAUUAAUUUUAUUUCAAUGUUUUUUUUUUGCAACAUUUAUAUUCAGCUUGGGAUUUCCUGAUCAAUUUCAAUUUAUGUUAAUAAGAAUUCAAUCUGUCCUAAGUGUACUUAACUUGUCUUUAAGAAUAAUUUUUGCAGCUCCUUCUAUUACCGGUCUACUUCUCUAUUCUUGUUAUAUUGGUGGUGGGACUCUUGUACUUAAUUAUUGUAGGAAAUUAUUAAUUUUGUUUGUUUAAGAUUUUUGGUUUUUAUUAAAUGGUUAUACAAAUAUUUUAGUUUUUAUUUAAUUUUCCUUGUGUUUUUUUUUUUAAUCAGAAUUUUAUGUAUGUAAAUCAAAAGCGUUGAUGCCACAGAUAAAGAAUUAUGGAAAAUGGGCGGCAAAUUACUCUGGCACAGCAACAUUGUCAGUAGAUAAGGUAGCAGAUAAAAAAAACAGUCGCAAAGAGUUGUUUUCCUGCGGACAAUUUGAUAUCGCGCGUUUCUCUACUGACAAGUUGGUUAUGUUUCAGCAUAACGAGUAGGAGGGACGCGAAAGUGCCAACAAGUAGACAUUUUCGCUAAUUAUACUAUGUCAAUAAGCAUGUAGCGGAUAGCAACUUAAGGCUAAGUAUAACUUGUGUUACGGCUGAGUAUGAAAUAAUAGUUUUGUACGCAACACGCGUCGUGUGACGCUGUAUUUAGUGUACAAUCGGGUUUUAAAAACUAUAUUUUUGCAUCACAACACCCGCACCGCUCCUUCCGUUCUGUGAUUUAGGCUUAAAAGUGCACGUAGACUUACCUUCUGACUUUCCUAUCUCGUGCCAAAACUAACUGUAAUAUAAUAUCGGGCAAGCAAAUUCAAACUAUCAUAGAAUAAUCAUACAGCGACCAUUUCGUAGCCUACUCUUUCGAGAAAGCUCCUCUAUAAUGCAUAAAUAUUCAAAAUUACAUAUUUAAAUAUUAGUAGAAAUAGGACUCGAAACUGUCGUAUACCGCCCUUAUAUUAGAUCUAAAAUAAAAUGACAUUGUGUUCUAGAGAAUUCUAUAUUAAAGUCUAAUUUCACGUAGUGGUCUUCUAGAGAAUUGUACAAAUAACUUGAAACCCUUAUUCUCACGUCCCACUGUAGUGUACGAGCUGUCCUAGACGAUGUAGCUCCUCGCUCCCUAGACUAUUGCUAAGCUAUCGCUACUUAUGCCGUAGUCAGUUGAGCAACUAAAGUCGGCAAACAUAAAACCUAUGAAAACAAUAAGGUCGAAACCCUGACGACUUUUCUUGCUGAACUUUAGUUAUCACGAAUAGUUAUCUUGUAGAAAAUCAAAGCUACUUAAUGCUUUCAUUUCUGUAAUGCCCCAGUAGUGACUAUCGUAUUUACGUACUUAGCCCUUCUACUCUUAACCCUUCCCAUAACUUCACUCAAUACGACAGAACAUUUACUUUUCUGUAAUUUGUUUUGAAUGAAGAAUUUCGCGCGUUUUAGUCAAAGUAAGACACCAUUGGUUGAAUUCUCUACACCAUAGACAAAACGAGAACUUCUAUUGGUUAACUCAACACGGACAAAAAAAACACAAGCGCGCGAAAAAUGUUCAGAUUUUUAGUUUCGAAUUCAAAAUACAUAAUUGAAGAAUCAAAUUGGAACUUGAUAUAAACUUCUGCACGCACCUCACUAACCAGACGCUACACGCAAUUCUGUCCAUUAUAAUAAGAUACCUAGCAUAGUUCGUGAAUGUUGGUUAAAAUAACAUUUUUAUUUCAAUAGGUGUAAGGUACACUUUGUACAUAAUAAUCACUGUCCAUUUUAUAUUAAGCUAAAUAAUAUAUUAUAUUUAAUGUAUCUAUGGUUACGAUUGGAUGUUUUUUAAUGCCUCGAACACGCAAGCGUAGCCUCAGGCAGUAGACACACGAGUAAUAAAUAAUAGACACAUAGCGAAGCCCCAUGUCCCCGUAGUUACAGCUACUGCCUCCGCCUUUCGCACCGACCCCUAGAAUAAGAUGUUCCAAAAUUUAUUGGCUUAAUUUAUUACAUUGAAUUGUUGUUGAACGUAUAUUACUAUUUAUAGCUAUAAUACAUAUAAUUAGUAGGUUGUAGACUUGCUAUAGACAUAGAACGAGGCUGGCCAGGCUCAUAGGCAACGUCUAGUUUCCAUGACAUGUUUUCGCUGUCCCAUUUUUUAAUGUUCCCAAUUUCUAAAUUGUUUUUGCACAAUACCUAUUAGAAAUAGUUAAUGCAAUGUUUAGGUAUCGUCAAUAAUUUCUGUGUAGGUAUUUCAUUGUUAGUUAUACACGUUGUUAUAUAUUUUUUAAAUGAUUUAUGUGUACUUAUUAAAAUUAAAGUAGGUUUAAAUUAAAAUGUUUUCACAGUUGUGGAUCGAGCAUUAGAGUAUAGAGCAAGACCGGUCAAAAUAGCGAUGUCAACUUGAGUUUAACGGCAAAUUUAGAAAUAAUUACAGGAAAAGCUUAUAAAAAAAUCGAGUAACUCAAGAAGGCACGCGCUAAUGUGCACAUUCUUUCGGCGAAAGUAUUAUAGCUGGUUAUUAUACCCAUUUGUAUCAUUUUGCCGUAUCUGGAUCGUAAGUGUGCAAGCAAAAAUACGGCAAAACGGUACCCAGCUGAGGAAUUCUGCUCACUGGCUUCUAAUAGCACCAUUUCUAAAUGUUCACUGACUGCGGGUAGUUGCAAGUUUCAACUCACCGUUCCGGUCCACGGACUGGAGUCCACACGUGUAUUCUUUUCUGUACCAUCACUAACGUGUUAGACAGUAUAAUUAUCGUGAUAACAAGCAAGACUAUGGGUAUGCGCCAAGGUCACCAAUAAAUGAGAGUGGGUCAAACAUAUCUGUUUGUCGCUCUCACUAAUUGCUGAGCUUUCUUAGGUGCGACAAUAGCAAGUACGCUCAUGCCAUCGUGACACGAGUCGAGAUACGGUACUACUAAAACACACGUGUGGACCCAGCUUAUCUUCUCAAUUAGUUGCGAAAUAAUGUAUUUUCGAUUACCACAAUGUUCAUAGGAAAUUAUUAUUAUGCUAAGUAUAUGGUGCGUUUGUAUGUAAUGAGAGGAUCUUGAGUAAUAAAUAAAUUGCAUUAAAUA